GAUCAGAAACAGAUAUGAUCCUUCGAUUCUUCCUCUGUCGGUGCCAUUCUACCCUCUCUCUCUCGUUUUCCUGCAUCCUUCUCCAUUUAUUCGAUCUUUUCUUUUCGAAUCUUGUUGAAAGCUAGGGUUUCGAAUUCAAAAUCAAUCUCGUUGAUUGUAGUUGGUCAUGGAUGCACAGAGAGCUUUGUUAGAUGAGCUUAUGGGAGCAGGGCGUAAUCUUACUGAUGAGCAGAAAAAGAAUUAUAGAGAAAUAUGCUGGGACGAUAAAGAGGUCUGUGGUUCUUACAUGGUUCGGUUUUGCCCUCAUGAUUUGUUCGUCAACACUCGAAGUGAUCUUGGACCGUGCUCUAGAAUUCACGAUCAGAAGCUGAAAGAGAGUUUUGAGAAGUCCCCCAGACACGACUCAUAUGUGCCCAAGUUUGAAGCUGAACUUGCUCAGUUUUGUGAGAAACUGGUCCUUGAUUUGGAUAGAAAGGUUAGGCGUGGUCGGGAUCGCCUGGCCCAGGAAGUCGAAGUUACUCCCUCUCCAAUCCCGAGUGAGAAGUCUGAGCAGCUAUCUGUUCUGGAAGAGAAGAUAAAGAAUCUGUUGGAGCAAAUAGAGACCCUUGGUGAAGCAGGCAAGGUGGAUGAAGCUGAGGCACUCAUGAGGAAGGUUGAGAUUCUGAAUGUUGAGAAGACAAUCUUGACUCAACAACCACAGAAUGAGAAACUCCUAACGCAUACACAGGAGAAAAAGAUGGCAUUGUGUGAGAUAUGUGGUUCUUUCCUUAUAGCAAAUGAUGCUGCAGAGAGAACACAAUCUCAUGUGACAGGAAAGCAGCAUAUUGGUUAUGGCAUGGUCCGGGAUUUCAUUAAUGAAUUUAAGAUAGCUAAGGAGAAAGCAAGGGAAGAGGAAAGACUAGCAAGGGAGAAAGAAGCAGAAGAACAGAAAAAGCAGAAGGAAAGGGAAACUGAGAGUAAAGUUAGAGGAAGUAGUUCAGGAGAGAAAGAUAGGUACCAUGGUCGGGACCGAGACAGGGAACGAGAUCGGUACCGAGAACGGGAAAGAUCUCGAGAUUGGAGUGGCAGGGGAAGCCGAGAUGGGCGGAGGGGGGAUUCUAAGCACAACAAUUACCGGGAUGGAAGAGACGGGGGGAGAGUCAGAUACCGUGACAGAAAUGGAAGUGUGGAUAUGCCAAGAGAAAGGGGUCGGCGUAGGAGCAGAUCACCUUCCCCGCUUGCACAUGGUCACAGGAGAUCUUCACGAAGUCCAGUCCGCCAAUUGUAGUGGCUAGUGUAGAUAGAUGAUCUUUUGGUACCAACUACCAAAUGAGGUAGACCUUUUCUAUCACCUUAUAAUGUGCUUUGUAGUCAACUGAAAACAUCAUCGUGUGUGAAACUCUUUUUUGCUAUCUCACAGCUCUAUUGUUCAUUACGAUCUCCCUAUCAAUCGAUAUUUAAGAGGGCAAAAUGGUUGAGGCAGGUAUAUUUUAUUGUUGUAAUGUUUCCUAAUAUUCAGCUUUAGGUUUUUGUUGAAUUAAAUCUUUUUUAUGCAUUAUCUCUGAACAUUGUUUUCAGAGAAUCUUUUGUUGGGUCCUUUUGGGUUAUCAUAUUCUCAGAUUAAUUAAGAUGACAAGAUCCCAAAAAAUAUUUGUCUGAAUGUUGCUGCUGCUGAGGGAGAUAUUGGGUGGUUUCACAAAAUUUUCAAGGUAAUAUAUAAUCCUCAACUUGUCAUGGCUGGAGUUUUAGGGAAUUCCAGGUUAUGAAUGUGCGGUCUCCGGUAUUUUUUUUUUUCCUUCCAAUUUUUUCUUUGCAGGUUGCAUGCAAUACUCUGCAUGUACCCUUGAUUCACAUAGGUAUGGUAAUAUUUCAUUUCUACUAGGUCCUAAAGGAGUGUGUACUGAUGCCAUGUUGGUUUACAUGUAACCACUAUAUAGCAGGGGAGCAGCUGUGGGUGAUUGACUUACCAUGACCAGUCGAUGGUUGCACCUAGGUGUAAUGCCCAUUACACAGUGCUAAUUCAAAUUGUUGCUUUUACUCGGUAGAUCUAUUUGCCUCUUCAUAUUAUUGUCCUAAUGACAUGAUCUGUUGGGCAGUUUUAUGGAGUCUGUUAUCCAAUAAACCCCUAUUAGAAAAGAUAUGGAUCUCAAUUGCUAGAAUACACCUAUUUAUGCGAUGGCUAUAGGAAUGGAUUUAAUGAUGAUAGAAACAGAUUCAGGCUAACCAACCAGAAUAGAAGAUUAACAGAGAAACAGAUCUGGUUUAUGUAACAGAAUAUAGGAUUGAUACUAUUCUCAGAUCUGAAAUCAGAGGGAUUAAUACCAGAAGCAGAAUAAUAAAGAAACGGGUCCAGAAACACAUCAGAUGUUUGAUGUCUUGUUAACAGAAUAUAAAGGGCAAGGGAUGGGCAUGCCUUGCUUACUUGGAUGCGGGCAGCUGGACCGAUGGGGGUGCAGGCAUGAGAGGGGCAGAGGGUCUUUUCCAGGUGAGGUGGGGGGAAGAGAGAGCACAGGCUAGGCAGCCCGGCGGCAUGCACAACCUUUUCCCAUAAAAUAAUGACUGACUUGUUAUAGAGAAGAAUAGACAGAAGAAUACCCUUGCUUCUGUACCUGCGGCAGUCCAACAGAGAAGGAUUGAUAAAAGAAGCAACUGAGUUGCAACAAAGGUGGAAAACUCAGAUCAAUGGAUUGAUAAAAAAGCAACUGAGUUGCAACAAAGGUGGGAAAACUCAGAUCAAUGGAAGAGAAGAAAAGGGGGCUCGAUCUGCUAGGGAAGAAGAAGAAGAGAGUGAAAGAAAGAGGAGAUCAAGAGGGGGUGGGGAGUUCUCACAGCACACACUUCUUUUCAAAACCAAUAUUCUAUUCUACUAAUUUAAUUGACAGAGGGUAGAUGCCUUUAAAUAAAACCAGAAAGAAAUGUAGUUGACUUUGAACUCCUAAACAAAGUCUCUUAUGAAUAAUUAACAACCUAACAACGAUCAACUACUAACACUAAAAUAAUGGUUGAGCCCCAAAACUCUGGACAGCUAUUAAUUAUUAUUAUUAUUAUUUUUUUUUUUGAAAGAAAAAUUACAAGAAUACAACUGAGAAAUAAAAUAACCCCCAACUAAAUAAACAGCUAGAUAACUACCAACGCCGGGCCCUGUUUGGACCCAAACCUGAUUCCAAAGACUAGGAUAUUGAGCUGGACUUCUUGGGUUUUGGUUUCCAAAGCCUAACAUGCCUCUCCAGCCACUCUAAUGCCACUGCAUCACUCACUUUGGUCAAUGAUCAUUGAGGAUUUCCAUUAAGUUGGUAGAUCUCAUUGUCAUUUUGGCUUGUGCUAGAAACUGUCUUACUAAAAGCCAUCCACAAGGUUUGCAGCAUAGAUUUUAAGUGGUGCAUGGACUGUUCCUUCCCUCUUUCAAGUACUCUAAAAGAAUUAGAAUGGCAUUAAUUUAUCUGCUGGAUGGCUAGGAUGGAAGACGGAUGAAGCCUCCUCAUCACACGAGCGUAAUUACUAUGUGGGCCAUGUCACUGCCUUGUUCUAUCUGCUUUUUCUGUUGCCAUUUCCCAUCUCUUUGCAGGGGAGUGGAUAUUAAGAUGUCAACAGUGCCAUUAAACAUAGGGGCUGCGAUCAUUGUACCCUGGAGGUUAUGGAAACGUACUUAGCAUAAAUGGAAAUUUUUCUGUGACUAACUGCACAAAUCCAGGUAGUGAGGAAAACUGUUAAGAGAACGUCAUGUCUGGUUGAUCAGGGGACUAAGUUGGUACCUUUAUUUUGAUUAUGUGUGAAAUUCUUGUUAAGUUUAUGAUGAAAAGCUUGAGUGAAUCUAGUAUAGCUGACAUUUAAUUUUCAAUGCAUAUGGAAAAUGUUGAUGCCCAGUGGUUUACAUUCUCUCUGUUAGUGGAACACCGAGUUCGAGUCAAAAGUCAAGUUUCAGGCUUUCAGGUGCUGUUUGUAAUUGAAAUUGCUAAAUUAUAGACUGGUUUAGCUUCUCCUCCAGCAGGUGAAAGCAAUUUGAUGUGAAAAAUAUCAUGUUAUGUCUUAGAGUUUUGUCUGUUAAUUUAUUGGAAAAUUUGGUCA
Macadamia integrifolia is the source of this 4044-nucleotide messenger RNA. Its product is annotated as luc7-like protein 3. Gene Ontology annotation, biological process: mRNA splice site recognition. Gene Ontology annotation, cellular component: U1 snRNP; U2-type prespliceosome. NCBI's taxonomy places the organism in Eukaryota, Viridiplantae, Streptophyta, Magnoliopsida, Proteales, Proteaceae. Bases 167 to 1267 code for a protein of 366 amino acids. Gene Ontology annotation, molecular function: mRNA binding. The record is from RefSeq and is a predicted model, not a curated record. The transcript is spliced from 7 exons.